GCCCGUCGCCAUACUCAGCUUGGACGGUUGAUUGUCCUUCAGCUUUCACCUCACGAGACAGCGCUCAGACGACCGACUACAUAUUUUCGCGCUCACCGCCAGUCCUCCGUUAUGACUGAAUGGACAUGCAACUCGAACGAGGCCCUCACCAUCUCGCUCCUACGAGCGCCGGAGGAAGCAAACGAUCAGCGGGAGUCCUUCCAUCCCACUUUCACGUAUCCGAUAUACGGCGAGGAUGAGACAGUAUAUGGCUACAAGGACCUCGCCAUCAAUGUGCAAAUGGCUUCGGGAUCCCUAGCUACACGAGUCUCAUCCGCCUACUCUGCCAAGCUGAAGUCUUCCUCGUCCACUGUUGACGACGUGGAGGGUAUCCUGGCCAAGUUCCUUCCCGACGACCACUAUAAGGCAGCAGACGAAGCGGCGUUCCUUCAACGCGUGAAAGACGAUGCGUCAUCCUUCCGACCUUUCGGACAGAAAAUAUACUCGUACACGACGACCGGGAAGGGGAAGGGCAGGGCACUGGAGGAUGAUGUCGAGUAUGAGGUGUAUCAUGCGACCUUCGACGUCCCAGGCUUUAAGGAGUAUCACCGACGCAUGCAGUUGUUCAUCUUAUUGUACAUUGAGGCGGGAAGCUAUAUCAACGAAGAGGAAGACGGGUGGGAAUUCGUCGUAUUAUAUGAGAAGCGGAAAAGCCGAUCACAACCUGGUAGUUUCACCUAUCAUUUUGCAGGAUACUCGUCUCUCUACCAGUUCUACUACUAUCCGGAUCGGUUACGGCUACGCCUGAGUCAGUUCGUGAUUUUGCCGCCGUACCAGCGACACGGACACGGAUCGGAGCUGUACAAAUCAAUAUACGAAUACGUCCUUCGCUCGCCGCAUUUCGCCGAGCUCACCGUCGAAGAUCCGGCAGAAGCCUUUGAGGACCUUCGGGACCGCAGCGACCUUAGAAUGCUGCUCGCUCACCAAAAAUUCAUGGAGGAAGGCUUCGGCGCAGAUGCGCUGACCGCCGGCACGAGCGCCAGCCUCGGAAAACGGAAACGCGUCGCGGGCGCAUUCCAGGGAAAGAUGGGCCCACCCGCCGACAAGGCAUGGCUCGAAAAGUGGCGUUUGGAGCUGAAGAUCGCAGGCCGACAGUUCCAUCGGCUGGUGGAGAUGUUGCAGCUGCUUCAUCUGGAAGCAACUGGCGCCGAUGCCAGCGCCGUUCGGGCGUAUCGCCUUCAGGUCAAGGAACGAUUGUACCGGUUCAAUUACGAAAUACUGAUGCAGCUCGAGAGAGAGGAGCGCCUGGAGAAGUUGGAGGAGACGUUCCAGAGCGUGAAGGACGAUUAUUUGCGCUUGCUCGCCGGUGUACAGUGA
Molecule: messenger RNA, 1356 nt
Organism: Punctularia strigosozonata HHB-11173 SS5
Lineage: Eukaryota; Fungi; Basidiomycota; Agaricomycetes; Corticiales; Punctulariaceae
Product: histone acetyltransferase type B catalytic subunit
Exons: 11
Coding region: 112-1356 (414 amino acids)
Biological process (GO): subtelomeric heterochromatin formation
Cellular component (GO): nucleus
Molecular function (GO): histone H4 acetyltransferase activity; histone binding
Source: RefSeq, a predicted model, not a curated record